UUUAUUGAACCCUCAUUUUCUUUUACUAUCUUUUGUUGCAUACUCCAAUUGCAAGCAAUGUCUAUGGUGGAAGUGAGAGUUCCAAACUUGGAUUGUCAUGGAUGUGCUUCAAAGCUCAAGAGAGCUCUUUUCAAGCUUAAAGGAGUGGAAGAAAUAGAAAUAGAGAUGGAGAUGCAAAAGGUAGUGGUAAAAGGCUACGGCUUGGAAGAAAGGAAGGUUUUGAAAGCCAUCAAGCGAGCCGGGAAAGCAGCCGAGCCGUGGCCAUAUCCGGGUUACUCCUCCCAUUUUGCUUCAUUUUACAAGUACCCGACCCAUAUCGCCAAUCAAUACUAUUACGACAGGAAUGAAGCUACAGGACACAACUUGCACGCCUUCUUUAACACCCCUUCGGUUUAUUCACUCGCUAUUGCCUCUGAUGAAGCCGUCGCGUCACUGUUUAGUGACGACAACCCUCAUGCGUGUGCCAUCAUGUGAAAGGAUGUUUGUUUGUUUGUUGGUUGACUAAUUUUGUUCUAGCUAGUUAGUUUUUAUCAUUGAGGAGCAGAGUAAUGUAUGCGGAGACAAUAUUUAUAUAUUUUGACUUGGUUGAGA
Molecule: messenger RNA, 591 nt
Organism: Erigeron canadensis
Lineage: Eukaryota; Viridiplantae; Streptophyta; Magnoliopsida; Asterales; Asteraceae
Product: heavy metal-associated isoprenylated plant protein 31-like
Exons: 3
Coding region: 58-474 (138 amino acids)
Molecular function (GO): metal ion binding
Source: RefSeq, a predicted model, not a curated record